This is a messenger RNA of Erpetoichthys calabaricus (reedfish), 1300 nucleotides long. It is a transcript of the gene saysd1, whose product is annotated as SAYSVFN motif domain containing 1. NCBI's taxonomy places the organism in Eukaryota, Metazoa, Chordata, Cladistia, Polypteriformes, Polypteridae. The record is from RefSeq and is a predicted model, not a curated record. The transcript has 3 exons. The coding region runs from base 395 to 1012 and encodes 205 amino acids.
GCCGUGAGGAUAUGGGCGGGGCAUCCACGCGUCUUUUUCAUGAUAACCAAUGACAGGAACGCAGGCGGGUCAACCUUGGGAGACGUGGGCGGGUAAGGUGUGCGCGUGUGUCCAUAUUUACGUACGUUACAAAGGGUUCUGGGAAAAGUAGUUCUUUGCGUUCGGAGUAUCACGUUUGGGUGUUUGCUACAAGCCUACUACUUUGACUGGCUGUUAACGCCGAGCGCGUCAGCGUGAUAUUGCGGAUUAGCGCACAACUGUCAUUCUUACAGGCCCGGAAAAGCGGCGCCGCCGCGACUCAGUGUAAAUAAUAUUUGGCCGCAUUGCCGCCGUACUGCGACCCGCCCACCUUCGUUCCGUACAUUCGGGCAUUUCCGCUAUUCUGCGUGGCAACAUGGAGCAGAGGUUAGCUGAGUUUCGGGCAAAGAGGGCUGCACAGCAGAGAGCCGAGCCGGCAAGCAGGAGCAAGAAGCCGGAAGAAAGCACCGACAAGCCGCAGUGCCAGUACGGAGACGAGGGAGGCGGAGCGCGGUCCCGUUACGGCCGUCUACUUGAGACUGCGGCUGCUGAUCGUGUCGUCACCUCCAGGAGUCCCGGAGAAGACGGACGGACGAGUGACGCGACUCAACUGGACUCGGUGCGGACCACUCGGCGACCCUCACGUUCUGACAGGCAGGAGAGCUCAUGGCUGCAGUUCGUCAGCGUGGAUCGUCUCGGGGCGAUGAACGUCUCCGUCCUCAAAGUGUUGCUGUGGUUGGUGCUGCUGGGCCUCUUUGCGGAGCUGCAGUUCGGCCUGCUCUUUUUCGUGCUCUCCCUCUUCUACUGGAUGUACGUGGGCAUGCGUGGGCCAUCGGAGCGGCAGAGCGGGGAGCCCAGCGCGUACUCCGUCUUCAAUCCUGGAUGUCGGCCGAUUCAGGGCACGCUGACCGCUGAGCAGUUUGAAGGGGAGCUUGGAUACAAACCGCUGGCCGGCCGAGACGCCCGAAAUGAGGACGGGACGGAAUUUCGCUGAGGGACGCCAGCUGUGCCCAGACCUUUCGAUGUUCACCCUGCCUGGUGGGUCCCAUGAGGGGCCUCCACAGGGUCUUGUGUUUGUCUUCUCAUCCCCCUCAUCGACUGGAAGGCUCGCCUGGGUAGAAUUCCUGCUCGUUUGUUUUGGAGGUCGAGGAGUUCCUUCACAGUGACAGGUGAUCCUCAAAGGAGUCGAAUGACCGGGAGGUUCAGGGACAACCACAUGAAACUUGGGGGGCCGCCUCUCGCCUCCAUUCACGACCCUGUGACAAAUAAAACGCUCUUUGGA